GGUUAUCAAUAAAAAUAUUAUCAAACCGAGGAUUGUUCUCACAAUCUUCUUGUGCCUUACGCGAGUUGGGCAAUUGGAAAAAUUAUCCGGCUUCUUAGGUUUCAUCAGAACUCCACAACUCCCCAGCAUCUUCACUGAGGUUUAAUUACUACCGGAGGCAAUACUCUUCUCCGAUUUGGCUCCACGCAAUCUUGCUAUCUUCUCUCUGUCUACACUAUAGAGAGAAAAUCUUAAAGCGAAAGAAGUAAUCAUGGCAGAAGUUAUGAUAAUGAACGAGUUUGAGGUCACGGCGUCUCGUCUCGGUAUUGAUCUCUCACAAUUGGAUCUGGAUUCUAUUCAGCUUCCUCCAGGGGACGACUUCGGCAUCGUCAGUGAUGAUGAAGAUGUUUACGAAGAGGACAACAUGGAUUUUGACACUGGGUUUGGCAACAUCAUUGUUGUUGAUAAUCUCCCAGUCAUUACCUUGGAAAGAUUUAAAAAGCUUGAACUAGUUAUUCAAAAAAUCUAUAACCAGAUUGGUGUUAUUAAGGAGGAUGGCCUCUGGAUGCCUCUUGAUCCUGGGACCAACGAAACCUUAGGUUACUGCUUCAUUGAGUAUAACACCGUGCAGGAAGCAGAGCUUGCCAAGGAGAAGACGCAUGGGUACAGGUUGGAUAAAUCCCAUAUUUUUGCUGUCAACAUGUUUGAUGACUUUGAUAGAUUCAUGAAAGUUCCACAUCAGUGGGCUCCUCCAGAAGUUAUGCCAUAUGUUCCAGGGGAAAACCUUCAAGAGUGGCUGACUGAUGAAAAAGCUCGAGAUCAGUUUGUAAUUCAUGCUGGUUCAGAUACUGAAGUUCUAUGGAAUGAUGCAAGACAUCUAAAGCCUGACCCUGUGUAUAAGCAUUCUUACUGGACUGAAAGUUUUGUGCAAUGGUCUCCUCUUGGGACUUACCUGGCAACAGUUCACAGACAAGGUGCUGCUGUCUGGGGAGGCGCAACUACAUUUAAUCGCCUAAUGCGCUAUGCCCAUCCUCAGGUUAAACUAAUUGACUUUUCUCCUGGUGAGAAAUACUUGGUGACCUACAGCGGCCAUGAACCGAGCAAGCCACGUGAUGCAAAUAGGGUUGUGAUUAACAUUUUUGAUGUGAGAACUGGGAAAGUAAUGAGAGAUUUUAAGGGAAAUGCUGAUGAUUUUGCAAUUGGAGGAGCUGGGGGUGUAACAGGGGUACCAUGGCCUAUUUUCAGGUGGGGUGGCGGAAGAGAGGACAAGUAUUUUGCUAGACUUGGGAAAAAUAUGAUUUCUGUUUAUGAAACUGAGACCUUCAGCCUUAUUGACAAGAAAUCCUUGAAGGUUGAAAACGUCUUGGAUUUUAGCUGGUCUCCAACUGACCCCAUUAUUGCUCUCUUUGUCCCUGAACUUGGUGGUGGGAAUCAGCCUGCCAGGGUGAGUCUUGUCCAAAUUCCGAGCAAAGAAGAAUUAAGGCAAAAGAAUCUUUUCAGUGUUAGUGAUUGUAAGAUGUACUGGCAAAGCAAUGGGGACUACCUCGCUGUUAAGGUUGAUCGCUAUACAAAAACAAAGAAGAGUACAUACAGUGGUUUUGAGCUUUUCCGAAUAAAAGAACGGGACAUUCCCAUUGAAGUUUUAGAGCUUGACAAUAAGAAUGACAAGAUCAUUGCAUUUGCCUGGGAGCCGAAAGGCCACAGGUUUGCUGUUAUUCAUGGUGAUAGCCCAAGGCCUGACGUGAGUUUUUACUCGAUGCGGACUGCUCACAAUACAGGCCGCGUUUCAAAACUCGCUACUCUUAAGGGCAAACAGGCAAAUGCUCUUUUCUGGUCACCAGAUGGCCACUUUGUAAUUCUCGCUGGACUGAGAGGUUUCAAUGGACAGCUGGAGUUUUAUAAUGUUGAUGAUCUUGAACCAAUGGCUACAACUGAGCAUUUUAUGGCAACAGAUAUUGAAUGGGAUCCUACGGGAAGGUAUGUAGCAACAGCAGUUACGUCAGUACAUGAGAUGGAAAAUGGUUUCAACAUAUGGUCCUUCAAUGGAAAGUUAUUAUAUAGGAUACUAAAGGAUAAUUUCUUUCAGUUUCUAUGGCGUCCAAGACCACCAUCUUUCUUGAGUCCUGAAAAGGAGGAAGAGAUUGCGAAGAACUUGAAGAAAUAUAGCAAGAAGUACGAGGCAGGGGAUCAAGAUGUGUCCAUGCUUUUGAGUGAGCAGGAUCGUGAGAAGAGGAGGAUGUUAAAUGAUGAAUGGGACAAAUGGGUCAGCAAAUGGAAGCAUUUGCAUGAAGAAGACAAAUUGGAGAGGCAAAAGCUACGGGAUGGAGAAGCUAGCGAUGAGGGAGAGGAAUACGAGGACAAGGAAGUUCAGGUUGAGGAGGUGUUGGAGAUAUCUGAGGAGAUUGUUUCUUCUGAAUACGAACAGGAGUGAGUUAUCAUAUACAACUAAUUGCUAGUGAUCAGAAAGUUUUCGUAAUAUGCAAGUUUUGUUGACAUGAUGUAGGGGAGUUGCUUGAAUAUUUCUGAUAUAGUCAAAUUUGUUUAAUAAUUUUCAUGUCCAUUGAAGUGAUAGUGUUUGGAAGCUGAUGAGCCAUGUCAAAAUUUCUUCAUUUAUUGAUCUCCAGUUUACGUCUGCAAUUGACAACA
Messenger RNA from Tripterygium wilfordii, 2625 nucleotides. Its product is annotated as eukaryotic translation initiation factor 3 subunit B-like. The coding region runs from base 251 to 2410 and encodes 719 amino acids. Gene Ontology annotation, cellular component: eukaryotic translation initiation factor 3 complex. Gene Ontology annotation, biological process: translational initiation. Lineage: Eukaryota; Viridiplantae; Streptophyta; Magnoliopsida; Celastrales; Celastraceae. Gene Ontology annotation, molecular function: translation initiation factor activity; RNA binding; translation initiation factor binding. The transcript has 11 exons. The record is from RefSeq and is a predicted model, not a curated record.